Messenger RNA from Otolemur garnettii (small-eared galago), 1319 nucleotides. RefSeq names its product NK6 homeobox 1 (gene NKX6-1). Lineage: Eukaryota; Metazoa; Chordata; Mammalia; Primates; Galagidae. The transcript is spliced from 3 exons. Gene Ontology annotation, biological process: cell differentiation; regulation of transcription by RNA polymerase II. The record is from RefSeq and is a predicted model, not a curated record. The coding region runs from base 214 to 1314 and encodes 366 amino acids. Gene Ontology annotation, cellular component: nucleus. Gene Ontology annotation, molecular function: RNA polymerase II cis-regulatory region sequence-specific DNA binding; DNA-binding transcription factor activity, RNA polymerase II-specific.
CGCGCCUCCUGCGUAGCGGGUUUGGACAUUACUGCUGCGCAGCUCUGAGAGCAACUCUUGGCGGCGGCGAUCUCGGACCACUUGGCAGGUCGCCUCCGAGUGCGCGGAGCGACUCUCGCUCGUGCCCUCGGCGCUUCCGGCUCCUCUGAGCCCCGCCGGGGGCACCAGUUCGCGCCCCAGCUGCGCCGCUGCAGGCUCGGGCCUGGCCGUGGGAUGUUAGCGGUGGGGGCGAUGGAGGGCACUCGGCAGAGCGCGUUCCUGCUCAGCAGCCCGCCCCUGGCCGCCCUACACAGCAUGGCCGAGAUGAAGACCCCACUGUACCCCGCUGCGUACCCCCCUCUUCCCGCCGGCCCCCCCUCUUCCUCGUCUUCGUCGUCGUCCUCGUCGUCGCCUUCCCCGCCUUUGGGUGCCCACAACCCAGGCGGCCUGAAGCCCCCAGCCGCGGGGGGGCUCUCGUCCCUAGGCAGCCCCCCGCAGCAGCUCUCCGUCGCCACCCCACACGGCAUCAACGACAUCCUAAGCCGGCCCUCCAUGCCGGUGGCCUCAGGGGCCGCCCUGCCCUCCGCCUCGCCCUCUGGUUCCUCCUCCUCCUCUUCCUCAUCUGCCUCUGCCUCCUCCGCCUCCGCUGCCGCCGCCGCUGCUGCCGCCGCCGCAGCCGCCGCCUCAUCCCCGGCGGGGUUGUUGGCGGGCCUGCCCCGCUUCAGCAGCCUGAGCCCGCCGCCGCCGCCGCCUGGGCUCUACUUCAGCCCCAGCGCCGCGGCCGUGGCCGCCGUGGGCCGAUACCCCAAGCCGCUGGCGGAGCUGCCCGGCCGGACGCCCAUCUUCUGGCCCGGAGUGAUGCAGAGCCCGCCCUGGAGGGACGCACGCCUGGCUUGUACCCCUCAUCAAGGAUCCAUUUUGUUGGACAAAGACGGGAAGAGAAAACAUACGAGACCCACGUUCUCCGGCCAGCAGAUCUUCGCCCUGGAGAAGACUUUUGAACAAACUAAAUACUUGGCAGGGCCUGAGAGGGCUCGCUUGGCCUAUUCAUUGGGGAUGACAGAGAGUCAGGUCAAGGUUUGGUUCCAGAACCGCCGGACCAAGUGGAGGAAGAAGCACGCGGCCGAGAUGGCCACAGCCAAGAAGAAGCAGGACUCGGAGACCGAGCGGCUCAAGGGGGCCUCGGAGAACGAGGAGGAGGACGACGACUACAACAAGCCUUUGGACCCCAACUCGGACGACGAGAAAAUCACGCAGCUGCUGAAGAAGCACAAGUCCGGCGGCGGCGGCGGCGGCCUGCUGCUGCACGCGACCGAGACCGAGGGCUCGUCCUGAGCGCC